This is a messenger RNA of Trichosurus vulpecula (common brushtail), 3290 nucleotides long. RefSeq names its product phosphoglycolate phosphatase (gene PGP). The record is from RefSeq and is a predicted model, not a curated record. The transcript is spliced from 2 exons. Gene Ontology annotation, molecular function: sn-glycerol 3-phosphatase activity. Gene Ontology annotation, cellular component: cytoplasm. Lineage: Eukaryota; Metazoa; Chordata; Mammalia; Diprotodontia; Phalangeridae. Bases 165 to 1133 code for a protein of 322 amino acids.
GACAAGGAGGAUGGUUUAGGAUUGGCUGACGGGUGGAGGGGUGGGGCACACCGUAGCCUCGCGCCCAAUGAGGCCGUUGGGGGCGGGACGGAGCCAAGGUAGAUCGGGGCCGGGUCCGGGGCUGGCGGGCUGGCGGGCUAGGCGGCCGAGCGGGCCGGGCAGCGAUGGCGGAGGCUGAGGCGGGCGGCGACGAUGGCCGCUGCGUCCGGCUGAGUGCCGAUAGGGCGCAGGCACUGCUGGCCGACGUGGACACGCUGCUCUUCGACUGCGACGGCGUGCUGUGGCGAGGGGAGACCGCGGUGCCCGGCGCGCCCGAGGCUCUGACCGCGCUGCGGGCCCAGGGCAAGCGGCUGGGCUUCGUGACCAACAACAGCAGCAAGACCCGCGAGGCCUACGCCGAGAAGCUGCAGCGCCUGGGCUUCGGCGGCCCUGCGGAGCCCGGCGCCGGCCCCGAGGUUUUCGGCACGGCCUACUGCACCGCCCUCUACCUCCGGCAGCGCCUGGAGGGCGGCGGGGUCCCGGCCAAGGCCUACGUGCUGGGCAGCCCGGCCCUGGCCGCCGAGCUGGAGGCCAUGGGCAUCUCGAGCGUGGGCGUGGGGCCCGAGCCCCUGCGGGGCGUCGGCCCCGGAGACUGGCUGGCUGAGCCGCUGGAUUCCGGCGUGGGCGCCGUGGUGGUGGGCUUCGACCCCCACUUCAGCUACGCGAAGCUGACCAAGGCCGUACGCUACCUCCAACAACCGGGCUGCCUCCUCGUGGGCACCAACAUGGACAACCGACUCCCGCUGGAGGGCGGAAGCUACAUUGCCGGUACUGGCUGUCUAGUCCGGGCAGUGGAGAUGGCUGCGCAGCGGCAGGCAGAGAUCAUAGGUAAACCCAGCAGAUUCAUCUUCGAUUGUGUGGCCAAGGAGUUCGGCCUCAAUCCAGACCGCACCGUCAUGGUGGGAGAUCGUCUAGACACAGACAUCCUCCUGGGGGUUACCUGUGGCCUCAAGACCAUCUUGACUCUUACUGGGGUCUCCAGCCUGGAGGAUGUGAAAGGCAACCAGCAAAGUGACUGUUCUUCCAGGAACAAAAUGGUUCCUGAUUUCUAUGUCGACAGCAUAGCUGACCUAAUACCAGCUCUUGAAGAUUAAAGAGUUACAAUGUCUUUAAUCUCCAAAAUAAAAAAUAAAAAAUAAGUUACCUUAAUCAAUGGGUGGGCUUGAGCACGUACUCAUCUAGAUGAGUACAAAGAAUGUAUUGGAAUUUAAGAAAUCUUAGUUUGUAAACCUUGCAAUUGAACUAGGGAGGGGGGGAGCAGAGGGGAUGAUUUUGUUUACAAAUUUCCUCUAUUUUAAGAUGCACUUUGAAAAGUAGGAGGGGGAACAUUGUAGUGCCUCCUGACUGUGUAUUUUGUUGGGAGGGAGAGCCCACCACAAUACCUGCCUUCCAGGGAUUCAGCUAACUUCAGAGUUGUAACUGAAGCAGCAGGGUUAGGGAAGGGUGUUUCAGGCUUUUGUUCAAAUUUAUCUUUCAGAAAACUCUGAAAUUCAAAGUUUAUUCAGGGAUAAGCCUUUUUUUCAGGCAGGGAGGUGGGGCUAUUUUGUGACUUCUGAGUACUGGUACAAACCAAACCAGGGCCAGCCUCAACAUCUUUUUGUCCUAGGUGGAGCCACAUCUUAGAGGCCUUUGCCUUAGGGUUAACAAGACUUGGGGAAGGAGAAGGGAACAUUCCCAUUUGGAGACCCUCCAUUGAAGCGAGGGUCUGUCCCCAUCUCUUUUCCUCUUACCCGUUCCCUUUCAAGACAACUGCACUCUGAUUGAUGUCACAAAUGGGCAUUUGUUGCAUUUCAAACUCAGGGCCCUUGGGCCUUGCUUUGCCUCCAUCCAGAUGUAUCUGUAAAAUCUCAGGACAACUCAGAAGGCCUGAGGAAGUCUCAAUCCAUCUCCAAUAUUUAUUUAAAAUAUUAAGUGAAGUAUAUUAUAUAGAACAGUUUAUUAAGUGCGUACUAGAGAGAAUGUAAAUGGUGUCCACCUUACCCAGUCUCCUUGUUUAGUACUGCUGUUUAGUGAACUGAAAGUGGGUGUUGGUACCAAAAACUAUUUUUUUACUUUUGAACAACUUUGUAAAGUGGUGGAAUUAAAUCUUCUGUGUACUAAUUGCUGUUCUCAUGUCCUAGGAAAAAUAUUUAAAAGGAUUUCAAAUACUUAGGACAUGUGCUGGCAGUGCUUCUGUGGGUGGGUGAGAAAAAGAGCUUCGGGGUCUGCUUUAGACAUGCCAGGCUUCUGACUCCCACCGUGGAAAGAAGCUUAGACCCAUGACAAAGGUGCCUCAUCUUAAACAACCUGCACGACUGCAGCCAUGUCUGGUAGUGGGAACAAGCCAAUGAGAAUGGGAUCCUUUUAAAAAGCAGAAGGCCAAAGCAGUGCAAGGCUGUGUAUAGCUUUGCAGCCUUUUCCUGUGAGAGACACAUGCACACAUACAUACACAUACACACAUACAUACAUACACACACACCCCUUUCUUCUGGGGGUUUAGAUGCCAGCAGUGUAAAAUUGCUGCUUGCCCUGGACUGUGGUAUGGGGAGACACUUAUGUGCAUCCUUUUUGAUGCUGGGCUUUGAAUUAGGAGGCCCAUGGCCUAUAGAAACUGGAAGUACACACCACCAUUUGGUGCUUCCUGUGGAGUCUUUAGGGACAUCUUGUGGCUUUUGAUCCUUCCCUGGGCCAUUGGGUAUCUCCUCAGUGUGGAAAUGUGGUUCUGUACUAGGAAAAGCAGCAUUCUGAUAGCCAAAUUCUCUAAGCAGUGUUAACGGGGUUGCACAGCAAGAUGGCAGAACUUCACAAGAAAAUUCACAUGAGAUGCCCACAGAUGUUUGUUCCCAUAGCAAUAAACACACAGGACUUACCUGUCUCCAGCUUCUUCCACAGUCUCAGCUACAGGCAGUAAGUGGGUAUUUUUCCUUGGCACUGUCAGCUGUGUAUGCCAUAUAUCAACCCCGGUCUCCCUCUUCCAUAUGUGAUUUAUAGAAAGAAAUCUUUUUGUGGGUUUAAAAGCUUGGUUCUGCUAGAUCAUAUUCUCAACAGGUCUAUUCGACUGUUACAAGCCAAUUCUAGAGUAGAGGGAGUAGGUAUAAUAUCACAUCCUGUUUGGGGUAGUUUCCUAGGUCAGAAGUCUGAGGCCCUUGGUUGUCCUAUCUGCCAUGGAACUGUACUGGUAAAGUGUUUGUGAACCUUCCAUGCCCCCUGGGGCUCAUCCCUCUGUAUUUACCCGAAUUCGUAUUAAACUUGCAAACCUGCUCAGACUCUUU